This is a messenger RNA of Brenthis ino (lesser marbled fritillary), 504 nucleotides long. The record is from the annotation of a GenBank genome assembly. Lineage: Eukaryota; Metazoa; Arthropoda; Insecta; Lepidoptera; Nymphalidae.
AUGGCGAUUCUGGAUACAUUACAGUUGACGAGUCAAGUGGAGAAAUUAGCGCAGGUCAGUCGCGAUCUCCGACGAAAGCAUAAGCAGCUUCAAAAUCAGAUGCGCUUAGUAUGCGAGGAACGUACAGAGUUAACGGCCAUAGUUCAGUCCCAGCAGCGUGAUAUAACGACCCUUCAGCAAUCAGAUGCACAUAACAAGAAGUGCACAUCAUGCGGGGUCGCGUUGCCGGACGGAGACGACGAGGACCAAUCGUCCAAGCCGACGUUCAGCGUGCGUGAACUACGUGCUAUACUGCAUGAGAGGAACGAGCUGAAGCUCAAACUGAACCGUGCCGAGGAGCAGUUGCAGGCGUUACAGGUUGAGCCGCAGCCGGAUAGCGGCUCAGAUACGUCGCCAUCAAUAAGCACUACUGCGGUGGAGGAGGACGAAGCACCAGUGCAAGGGCCGCUGCCCGCCGAGCCCGACGACGCGCCAUGGAAGCGAAACAGUGGAAUCAGGAAGUUG